Molecule: messenger RNA, 738 nt
Organism: Lodderomyces orthopsilosis Co 90-125
Lineage: Eukaryota; Fungi; Ascomycota; Pichiomycetes; Serinales; Debaryomycetaceae
Exons: 1
Coding region: 1-738 (245 amino acids)
Source: RefSeq, a predicted model, not a curated record
AUGGGAAGACAUCCAUACAAGAAAAGAAACCAGACAGUUGCUAUAACACGACCUUCGAUUGUCGAAGUCCAAAGGUUCCCGCCUACCAAAUAUGAGACACCUGUGAUGACAUUGAAAAAUUUCCCAUCAUCGAUCGUCAAUGGUGUCACUCGUGAAGGUGGAUUGUAUUCGCUUACACUCAAGUCGAUCAACUGUGCCAAGUAUGUUGAAAAUAAUGACAACAUGAGACGUGUAUUUAAGAAAAGGAGUUUGGAGGUACCGAAAAUAUCAAAUUUGAAUCGUAAUGAUCUUUUAGAGAGAUUGAGUAAGGAUGUAGAAAAGGAGAGAGAAUCGAAAGUUGAUUUGCACAAGGCUGAAAAUGAUAAAAUAACGGCCUUGAACAAAGAAUGGGAUUCAUUGUUAAAGACUAAUACAGAUCUAAGUGAGCACAACCACAGAUUAUUAAAGAAUAUAGAGUCAGGAGGCAAAAAGUUUAGAUUUAUCGAAAACAAGUAUUCGUUUGCCAAUAUAGCCAAUCCAAAUUUGCGUGUUGAAAAAGUCGAGGGUGUGAAAAAUACUGCCGAAUAUGAGCAGAGUGCUACAAACGUUGAAACUGAGGCCGUAGUCGUGCUGCAAGACAACGACAUAUUACAAGAUGCUGAAGAAGCCAAUGAGGGUGCAGCUAUUUUGGAUCAACUUCAAGCAUAUCAAGAUGAUGAAGUUGCUGAAGCAGUACCCAAUGAUCUCUACACUCAAUAG